AUGCCGAGUAAGCUGAUUAACAUCAAAACAAAGGACAAGACGAAUGCAGAAUCCUUUUGUCAGUCAGUGGUACAGUCCCCACCAGCGGACAUCAAGAAAGAGUGCCAGUCUUUCAGCAUCGACUGCGUUUUCUACGGUGGCUUCUUUGCACGUCCUUUAGAGCGGGGGGAGUUCUUCAAACAAACAGAGACUGGAGCAAAACGAGAGCGGAUCUUGUCAGGAGGACGGUUUGUUGUGAGGACGAACACAGCAGAAAAGACAUUUUCGCUGCAGGUUCAGGAUGUGAAUGUUAAAGACACUGCCACAUAUUAUUGUAAAGCCUGGUAUAGAGAUAGCACACAAACCUUGUCACUGUGGUACUCCGACGAAGCAGUGGAUGGAUCCGGGACAAUGGUGACUGUCACAGCUGAUUCCCCGUCCCUGGUGUCUCACAGCCCUACUGUCAAAACCUCAGUUGCAGUUGACACCAUUACUUUAAGCUGUAAAUAUUCAGGAUUCUGUCAGUACACAGUUUACUGGUACCGUCAUGCCCCAGGACAGGCUCUGGAAUACCUGCUUCAGAGAUACACUUCAGGACAGCAGAAUAACAAAAAUGCAGCUGGAGGAAGAAUUUCUGCUGAUAUUGACUCUGCAGCGAAAAUUACUCGUUUAUAUAUCGCCACAAUACAACAAAGUGACUCUGCUGUGUAUUACUGUGCACUGAGUCGGCGCUCAGCAUACACUAUGAUCCAAAUGACGGAGAGAACUGUACAAAAACGUAACCAGACUAACGAUUAG
Molecule: messenger RNA, 777 nt
Organism: Hemiscyllium ocellatum (epaulette shark)
Lineage: Eukaryota; Metazoa; Chordata; Chondrichthyes; Orectolobiformes; Hemiscylliidae
Exons: 4
Coding region: 1-777 (258 amino acids)
Source: RefSeq, a predicted model, not a curated record